Messenger RNA from Penicillium olsonii, 978 nucleotides. The record is from the annotation of a GenBank genome assembly. Lineage: Eukaryota; Fungi; Ascomycota; Eurotiomycetes; Eurotiales; Aspergillaceae.
AUGUCUUCAAAAUAUAUCGCAAAUCAUGAGACUCCGAACGGACCUGGGGAUGCGCGCCCGACUGCAUCUCAAAUCAUCGAUGACUAUGAACUUGAAAGAAAAUUACCUGGAAAGGUCGCUCUGAUCACUGGUUGUUCCUCUGGCAUAGGCGUUGAAACCGCAAGUGCAAUUUACCGCACCGGCGCGACACUCUAUGUCACUGCUCGGAACAUUAGCAAGGCCCGGACUGCUCUUGGUACUCUAGCAGGAAGUCCUCGUGUGCAAUUCCUGCAUCUAGACCUGGGCUCGCUGGACUCGGUGCGUGCUUGUGCAGACAGCUUCAGAGCUCAGAGCACGACCUUGAAUAUCUUGGUUGAAAAUGCGGGCGUGAUGGCUUGUCCCGAGGGGAAAACGACUGAUGGAUUUGAGACUCAACUCGGCACAAAUCAUCUAGGUCACUUCCUUCUCUUCUAUCUCCUGAAAGACCUAUUGCUUCAGUCUUCCACGCCAACUUUCAACUCUCGAGUCGUCAUCCUAUCAUCCUGCGCCCACCAAGCUGGUUCUGUUCAUUUCGACAAUUUGUCUUUGAAAGGUGAAUAUGAGCCGUGGAAAGCUUACGGUCAGAGUAAAACCGCCAAUCUUUGGACGGCUCGAGAAAUUGAAAAACGAUUCGGGGCCCAAGGACUGCAUGCAUGGGCCGUUCACCCCGGCAGCAUUGCUACUGAGCUGCAGCGUCAUGUUUCAGAGGAAGUCCAGAAAGGGUGGAGCGAGGAUAAGACGAUGGCGAAAAUUUGGAAGAACAUUGCACAGGGUGCUGCUACGACUGUUCUUGCUGCUGUUGCACCAGAUCUCGAAGGCAAAGGGGGCCUGUACCUGGAGGACACGCAACUGGCAAAGCCUCAAACCAUAGGCAAUGCAGGUUAUGCAGAAUGGGCAUAUGAUGAGCAAGGUCCAGAGAAACUGUGGGCAAAGAGUCUCGAGCUUUUGGAAUUGGUAUAG